CGCUCGUCCGUGAUUACCGGAGCGCGAGGGGAGGCGCAUAUAUCCCGCAGAUCAGACGCGCAUGAGACGGCAUUCAGUGCACGAACUCUAGAGAACAAGACCAACUCUGAGCUCUGUCCUUCUGCUUUAUUCAUGGAUACUAACCUGGGAUUGUACUUUCACUGCAUGACGUCAUACUGCUUGAAGAUCCAGUGCUGAGCUCUGUAUGAAGUGCAUGUAGGCUACUCACUUCUAAACAUUUGUGAAGCAUUUCUCUUUGAGUUUUAAUCUAUAUAUACUGACCUAGGCAAUGCAAAAGGGUUUCUGUCUUUGGAUUGUUCAGGUUUGGACAGCCAUGACGACCUUUUUCAAGUUAAAUCACUUUUGAGAUUAAAUAAAGGGCGCAUUUGGACCAGUACCAGCACCUGGAGUACCAGGACAGUUUGGAUUCUCCUCUGUAGACUUGAGCUGGUGCUUCGGGUCAUCUAAAGGGAGCUCUCUUCAAGGUGGAAAAUUGACAUUGGAAGGAGAUGAGAACCUUAUUCUGCUGCUUUCUGCUCCUCACCUCGCACCUUCUGCUGGCAUCUGCUGAGGAGUUUGCAAUCCCUCAAGAUUUCAUCGACAGACUGUCGCACAGCGAAAUCAACAGCAUCAGCGACCUCCAGCGGCUACUGGAGGUAAAUUCCCCAGGUCCUGGAAAUGAGGUGAUUGAGGAGGUCAAACAGAAGCACCAUCAGAAGAGCCAUCACUCAUUCAAGGCCGCUUCCUCAGAUCUCAAGAGUCUGCAGCUGUCCCACAGACGGAAGAGGAGUGUCGUAGAGGAAGCGGUGCCCGCUAUGUGCAAGACACGGACAGUGAUCUACGAGAUCCCCCGCAGUCAAGUGGAUCCCACCGCUGCAAACUUCCUAAUAUGGCCUCCGUGUGUGGAGGUGAAACGCUGUACAGGCUGCUGCAACACCGGCAACAUGUGCUGUCACCCCUCCAAAAAACAGCACCGUACUGUCAAGGUGGCGAAGGUAGAGUUUGCAUCGCGUAAGAAAGCAAAAUUGAAGGAGGUGCUUGUCCGGUUAGAGGAUCAUUUGGAAUGCGUGUGCACGUCACAGCAUCACGUGAUCGAGCACGCGGAAGCAGACACAGGCCCACGCAAAGUUAAAAAUGGUAAAAAACGGAAACACAGAAAGCAAGCAGUGGCAGCACAGAUCAACAAGGAUAUUCAAUAAAAAGCAAACAUUUCCUAAUACUCAGCGGACCAAAAUAUCCUGCAGUGGACAUGAGGUGAAACCACAUCAAACGAGCAAUUGAAGGACAACAGUGGCUACGUAAUGCUCCAGCAGCACUGGGACUUUGACCUCCGAACUAUGACCCUACUGACCCCAUUGCUGUU
This is a messenger RNA of Cyprinus carpio (common carp), 1363 nucleotides long. It is a transcript of the gene pdgfab, whose product is annotated as platelet-derived growth factor alpha polypeptide b. Gene Ontology annotation, molecular function: growth factor activity; platelet-derived growth factor receptor binding. Bases 510 to 1199 code for a protein of 229 amino acids. Gene Ontology annotation, cellular component: membrane. NCBI's taxonomy places the organism in Eukaryota, Metazoa, Chordata, Actinopteri, Cypriniformes, Cyprinidae. The transcript is spliced from 8 exons. Gene Ontology annotation, biological process: positive regulation of ERK1 and ERK2 cascade; platelet-derived growth factor receptor signaling pathway; positive regulation of phosphatidylinositol 3-kinase/protein kinase B signal transduction. The record is from RefSeq and is a predicted model, not a curated record.